This is a messenger RNA of Dictyostelium purpureum, 1068 nucleotides long. RefSeq lists its product as uncharacterized. The coding region runs from base 1 to 1068 and encodes 355 amino acids. Gene Ontology annotation, molecular function: protein kinase activity; ATP binding. The record is from RefSeq and is a predicted model, not a curated record. The transcript is spliced from 2 exons. Lineage: Eukaryota; Evosea; Eumycetozoa; Dictyosteliales; Dictyosteliaceae. Gene Ontology annotation, biological process: protein phosphorylation.
AUGAGACCGCUACCAGAUCAAAGUGCAUUCGAAGAUAAAAGUGAAUUAGUGUUAAAAAAAGUUAGAAUUAAAGAAUCAGAAGAUAUUACACCAAUAUCGUCACCAAGAACACCAAAAACACCAAAAAUUUGUCCCAAAACUCCAACCAAAACACCAUUACGUACACCAACCAAAAAUACAACAAUUCAUUUUUUAACACAAAAAAAGAGAACCAAAUCUACCAGUAACGAUUUUGAUUAUUUAACGGAAAUUGGUGAAGGUAGUUUUGCUAAAGUAUUUAAAGCUAAAGGUAAAAUGGAUAAUAAACUCUAUGCCAUCAAGAAAUCAAAAAGACCAAUUUGGGAAACAUCAGAAAGAAAUCAACACAUCCAAGAGAUUGAAAAUGGUAUGAAGUUGGGAUUCCAUAAUAAUAUAGCCCAAGUUUUAUGUGCAUGGGAAGAGGGUGGCCAUAUUUAUAUCCAAAUGGAGUUAUGUGAAAGAGGUAAUCUUAAGGAUGCUUUAAACUUGGCCGUUCAAGAGGAGGGUGGUGCUGGAAAGUUACCAGAGUAUAUUAUAUGGCAAUAUCUCUAUGAUGUAGCACAAGGUUUAGCACAUGUUCACGAAAAGGGUAUAAUGCAUCUCGAUAUAAAGCCAGAAAACCUUUUAUUCUCUAACGAUGGUGUUUUAAAAAUUGGUGACUUUGGUGUGUGUAGUAGUGCCAAUGAAGAAAAAGAGGGUGAUGAAGGUGAUCAAGUUUAUAUGGCCCCAGAACUUUUAAAUGACAUUAGAACACCCGCUGCAGAUAUUUUUAGUUUGGGUAUUACUCUUUAUGAAAUGGCUACAAACUAUAAUCUACCAAAAAAAGGCCAAAUGUGGAGAAAUUUACGUGAAGGCAAAAUACCUUUCCCCGAAGAUGAUGACGCUAUAAUAUCUGAUGAUUUAAAAAAUCUCAUACUAAGAAUGAUGGACCCAGACCCAGCCAAAAGAAUUACAAUUCAAGGUCUUUUAAAAAUCGAUAAAUUACAAUCUCUAUCUUGUUUAAAACGUUCAACCUCAACCUUGUAUAGACUCCAAAGAAAAUUGUUUUAA